AUGGCCCACUCCCACAUGGACCACGGCGACAUGGGCCACGGCGAUAUGGAUCACGACAUGCCGAUGCCCAUGUGCAGUAUGAACAUGCUCUUCACCUGGAAGACGGAGAACCUCUGCAUCAUCUUUGAAAGCUGGAGAGUCACCGGUCUCUGGUCUCUGAUCGUUACUCUCUUCGGCAUCAUGGUUCUUACUGCUGGCUAUGAAGCCGUCCGAGACGCUUCCCGCAGAUAUGAGCAGAGACAGGCCAUCGUGCUCGAGAGCAUGCCUCGCAAUGCUGUCGCGGAUCAAGAGGGCAAGGGAAAGGUCGCAAAGGCGGCAUUUUAUGCUGUGCAGGUGUUUUAUUCGUUCUUUAUCAUGCUUCUAUUCAUGACCUACAACGGUUGGGUCAUGAUUGCAGUGGGCGUUGGUGCCUUUAUUGGCUAUCUGUUGUUCAGCGGUUCUUCUGCCUCCAAGAGUGCUGCCUGUCAUUGA
This is a messenger RNA of Ramularia collo-cygni, 471 nucleotides long. RefSeq names its product related to a putative low-affinity copper transport protein. Gene Ontology annotation, biological process: copper ion transmembrane transport. Lineage: Eukaryota; Fungi; Ascomycota; Dothideomycetes; Mycosphaerellales; Mycosphaerellaceae. The transcript has 3 exons. Bases 1 to 471 code for a protein of 156 amino acids. Gene Ontology annotation, cellular component: membrane. The record is from RefSeq and is a predicted model, not a curated record. Gene Ontology annotation, molecular function: copper ion transmembrane transporter activity.